AUGGAGAAUCUCACAGUAAGUGAAGUUUUAUUCACAUAUUAUUUGUGAAACGGUUCAUUCAAAAGAUAACAGCCUGAAAAAAGGAUAUAUAAUGAGGCAAAAACUACUGGCUUUACAGGAUAUCCUCUUUAAGCAGAUUCUACAACACAUGUUGUAUCCAGGCCAAUUAAAAUGUAACUGGUUCAAACUCAAGACGUACCUUUUUAGUCUUGGUUUAAACUAAAUUUUAUAUCAUAAACUUAAUUUUAAGUUAUUAGCUAUUUUGGUGCUCUUAUUUUCAUUUUUUGUUUUUUUUUUUUACUUAAAUUUUAUUUUAUGUUCAUAGGUCUUUAAAUUGUAACCUAACCUCCAGCAUUUCCUCAUCUUGACUUUGAGAUGGCGUUUCCUCAGUGUGCAUAUUCCUGCUUUUACUAAAUAAAGCUCUUUUCAAAUCAAUGCAUUUUAAAACUCGCUGCUGUUGUGUUUGGAUUGCAGGGUGGGGAUAAGGGGACAGAGAUUGGGUGGGGAACAGUCGAGUAUUCUUUCUUUCUUUCUUUCUUUCUUUCUUUCUUUCUUCUUGUGUGUAUAGCACUUUGUGCUACAUUAUCUUGUAUGAAAAAUGCCAUACUAAUAAAGAUUGAUGAUUGAUCUUAGCUAUUCUCAUUAGAAAUCUGUGACUGUGUGCUAGUUGGUCAAAUUUGCCACACCUUUGCACAUCUAAGUAUUUCUCAAAAUCUGAUCCCAGUUUGUUUUUGUCUUUGCAAAUUGAAUUUUUACCUUAAAACUUUUCCUGUAAAAUUUUGGAUCAGAUUAGAUAUUGGAGAUCUUAUAAUGGAGCUUGUCCUUUCCUGCCCUUCAGCCAGAGCAAUGGCGCGAGAUCAUGAACAGGAAGAUGAGGUUCCCCCCAGAGCUCAUCAGUGCCAUCCAGGAGGGGAAAAUUCAACUGCUGUGUGGAUUGUUAAAGACUGGCGAUGGCAUCAUCCGACAGCUGGAUGAAUCUGAGGAUCGUCAGUGGAGGGAAGCCCUCAACCUGGCCAUCCGCCUGGGUAAUGAAGAUGCAAUGGAUGCCCUCCUCCAGGGGGUGAAGUUCGACUUCCGACAGAUUCAUGAGGCCCUGCUUGUCGCUGUAGACACCAACCAGCCCAGAGUUGUAAAGCGUCUGCUGGAUCGACUGGACCAGGAGAAAGGCAACAAAAUGGACGUACGCUCCUUCUCUCAGGCCAUCUUUGACCGCUCCAUUGACAACUCCCAGUUUGCCCCAGGUGUGACUCCUCUGACUUUGGCCUGCCAGAAAGACUUGUAUGACAUCGUCACCAUGCUCACCCAAAAAGGUCACAUCAUCCCAUGGCCCCAUAAGAUAUCCUGCGCCUGUCUGGAGUGCCGUAACGGUCGGCAGUAUGACUUGCUCAAGUUCUCCUUGUCUCGUAUUAACACCUACCGUGGCAUUGCCAGCCGUGCCUACCUGUCCAUUACCUCUGAUGAUGCCAUGCUUAGUGCUUUUAGUCUUAGCAGAGAGCUGCGCAAACUCUCACAAAAAGAGCCGGAGUUCAAGGUGAGAUGUCCUAAUACAUUAAUUAGCUCUAAACAUGUUGGUAUCACUGUUGUUACAUGAUAAGGUUUGGUGCCUCUCUUCCACAGCCUCAGUACCUGGCUCUGGAGCAGCUCUGUCAGGACUUUGCUGUGGAGUUGUUGGGCAUGUGUCGCAACCAAAGUGAGGUGACCACAAUCCUGAACAGCUGCGGAGAUCAAAGCCAGGAGGCUUUGGACGAACAGGCGUUUGAGAAGGACAUACCCAACCUUUCACGUCUAAGGCUCGCUAUAAACUACAACCAAAAGCAGGUAAGUAGAUGCAGGUAUUAACCCACAGGCGGGGCAAAAAGACAUACUCUUGUCACAUAAUGUGUCUUUGUGCUGUGUGUUCCCAGUUUGUGGCCCACCCAAUCUGCCAGCAGGUGCUGUCAUCUAUCUGGUGUGGGAACCUGUCAGGUUGGAGAGGUAGCAGAACAGCCUGGAAGUUGCUUGUCUCUGUGGGGAUCUUCCUCACCAUGCCCCUUCUCUGCCUUGUCUACUGGGUCGCACCAAAGUCAAAGGUCAUGUUGAACCAAUUUGAGAUCAGAUUAAGUUAAGGAAAUAUGAUGGAAAUAAUGAACAAACGUGUCUCUUGCCCUCACUUUCUCUCUGUUUUCUGGCUUCUACAGGUAGGAAAGAUACUCAAGAUUCCUGUGAUCAAGUUCCUUCUCCACUCAGCCUCAUAUCUGUGGUUCCUCAUUACCUUACUUGGAGAAUCAAUAACAAUGGAGAUGUAUCGAGACAAGUUUGCUUCUCGGCAGCAGAACAUGCUGCACAGCUCCAUCCACAUGGUGUGGGUGGUCGGUAUGUCAACUCUUUCUUUCCAACUCCUGUCUUAUUGUGCAUUAACAGGAAACUUAGUCCUUGAAACAGUAAAGUUUUUGCAUUUGUUCUUUGCUGUUCCUGCAGGAUUCUUCUGGUAUGAGUGUAAGGAAGUGUGGAUCGAGGGACUUAGAAGUUACUUUCUGGACUGGUGGAACUGCUUGGACGUGAUGGUGCUGAGCAUGUACCUGGCAUCGUUUGCGUUGCGUGUGCUUAUCAUGCUGAAAGGAUACUUCCUCUGCAGUGAUCAAAGUGGCACAGAGGAAUGUAUCUACUUCACCCAAACAGGUAAGUCGUCAAUAUGAAAUGGUUGCUGAAGCUCUUAGAAAUUCUCUGACCAAGAGAUUUUGUACAAUCAUCUUGCAGUGCGUGAUGACUGGCACCAGGAGGACCCCCAGUUAAUUGCAGAGAUCCUGUUUGCAGUGACCAGCAUGCUUAGCUUCACACGUUUGGCGUACAUCCUGCCUGCUCAUGAGUCUUUGGGGACUCUUCAGAUUUCCAUCGGGAAGAUGAUUGAUGAUAUGAUGAGGUGUGAGCUCUUUUUGUUGCAUCAUCUGCAUAUUUGAAAACUGACCACUGCCUGAAAGGGAAGAUGAGUUUUUGACAGAGCCAAAUUGUUUUUAUUCUUUCAAAGGUUCAUGUUUAUUCUGAUGAUCAUUGGAACAGCCUUCCUCUGUGGGAUCAAUAAUAUCUAUGUGCCUUACGUCGUCUCCCCACAUCUUGGCAAGUAAGAACAUGAGAUCUUGACUUUUACAGUGUUUAGGUCUAUGAACUCAAGAGAUGAUACCAACCUGGAGACAAAGUGACUCUUUGAGGCUGAACUCAACUACACUGAUUUAUGAUAAUUAUAAAGAAACAACUGGACACUUUGUUUUUUCAUCUGAUAAUAAUUUAUGAGGCUCCAGGGAUUAGCAUGAGCUUCACACAGAGUAUGUAGCUCUGCAUGAUAGCUGAAAAUAGAGAAAUGCCUGUGAAUGUUCAAAGGUGGUUUUGUUUCAUUCAGACAAUUAAUGAAAGGCAAAAUCCUGUGUACUAUGAUCUUUUAUUCACUAACAGUAAAAAUAACCAAUGCCAGUCAAGAUAUUAGGAAGUAUCAUCAUGCUAACCCACUCCUCUGCUCUGCUGCAGGUUCAAUGAGACGUUCCAUUUCUUAUUUUGGACCAUGUUUGGAGUGGCAAACCAGGACUACGUGGACAUGCCACAGUUCGUUUUGGCAGAGUUCGUUGGAAGGAUUCUUUACGGCAUCUUCACACUUGUCAUCGUCAUUGUACUGCUCAACAUGCUCAUUGCUAUGAUCACCAACUCCUUUCAGAAAAUCGAGGUGAUUUUUUAUUUUCGAUGUCACAUCUUGAACACAUGUGAAAUACUUGAGCUGACAUCUGGAUGCUUCUGUUUAAGGAUGAUGCUGAUGUUGAGUGGAAAUUUGCCAGGUCAAAGUUAUACCUGAGUUACUUUAGAGAGGGCCUCACCAUGCCUGUGCCCUUCAACAUCAUUCCCUCGCCCAAAGCUGUCUUCUACAUCUUAAGGUAAGCUCUGACAUUCAAAACCUCUCUGACCUGAAAAAAUACCUGAGUGUUUAUCACUAUUUGAACAUAUUCAUUUAAAAUUAUGUCGCAGGGGUAUCUUCAGGCGAAUCUGCUGCUGCUGCUCAUGUAAUUCUGAAAAUAAAUACCCUCCAAUAACAUCUAUGGUAAGUGUGUCGUAUGAUGUAUAGUAUAGAUAAGGUAGUAGGACUGCAAUGAAAAACAGAAAACAACAGAAAAAUCUUAUAUUCUUGUGUGUUUUAGGCCAAUGAUAAAGGGUCUAACCGCAGCCAGGUACCAUACAGGCAGCAGGUGAUUGGAGCUCUGGUGCAGCGUUAUAUUGAGUCAGCUCGCAAAGAGUUUGAGGAGACCAAGAGGAAAGGUAACCACAAAUCUGCCAUUGUACUGUCAGACAAUGAUUCAUUUCAAACUCCAACCACCUCACAAAUCUGGACUUUCUGUGUGCCUCCUUCUCCCUUUUUAAUAUAAUUGUCUUUUCUACUACUGACUCCUAUUUUCUACUUAAGGUGAUGCUAGUAUCUUAAACAUCCAUCUAUCCAGAAAAAAAUACAACAUGAAUAUGUGGCAUCACUAUAUAAAAUCACUAUAUAAAAAAAAACAGCAACUUUAAUCAAUGUAGAGGCCAUGAAAAACAGCUUGCAGCAUUCUUUCUUUCCAUGUGUUAAUUAUUGUCAAGCUCAGCUUUAUAAGCCAAGCAUGUGUACACAAAAGAUUGACACAGGUUUACACAGCUUUCCAUGUAGGCUACAGACACAAAUACACAACAGCCUUCACCAAUAAAGCAAUGACAUGGAGAGCAAAGGCUGAUAGAAUAAUUCAGUAUGAAAAAACAGAGGUUGUAUUUUUUUUAAUGAUAGAGAAUGCAUCAAAAGAAAUAAAUUAAGAUAAACAUUAGCCACUCUUGGCUUCUGCAUGUUAGAUAAGUUUACUUAAAAUAGCAUCAGCUGUUAGCUUCUGCUUGUUGCAGUAAUGUUAGAGCUAUUCAGGGUCAAGUCGUUACAGUUUGGAAACACAGGCGUUUAGGCCAAUCCUAACUAAAAUGCUCAUGCUGAUUAACUGUUCUCUGAUUUGGAAAGCCAUUUGGUGAGUUAGGACUUCAGUAAACCUACCUUACACAGUAGUGACCCUGGGUUUACAGUGAAGAUUAGCAAAUCAGAGUCUUGCACCAACAAGAGCUUCUUUGUUGACUACACAACUUUUCAGAUUUCCUUAAAUUUACUUUAAAUUAACUUAACUUCUGCUGCUAGCAUUGUUUCUUCAUUUGAAAGCAGAGUAAUAAACUAGCUCAUAACUCCUAGUUUGCUAGCUAGUUUGCGUGUGAGGUAAGAUUGUACAGCUUUGUUAAGCAAGUGAGAAGAGUUUUUGUUGUUAAUUACUUUUUUAAUUUACUACAGUAGAUAGAUGUUUGGUUCAGAAUGAGUGGUGUUUUGUCGCAGUUGUAAACUGGCUAGUCUUCGGUGGUUUCAGUCUGCUGGGGUGGGGUAAGGGAACAGAGGGAGCUCAUGACUAGCUUGGAGGGCUAUGAAAUAGAGACGGUUAUAAAACCAGUUCCAUUUGAAAAUAUGAGAGCUCAUUAUGAAACACCAACUUCUGUUUGAAAAUGGCUAUUGAUCAAAAUCUUUUAGAUUUACUCCAUACUUUUGAGUGAAAUGUUUACACCUAGAGCGAGGAGUUUCAAGAAACAGACUGAAAUGAUGAAGUCCUCAAGUAAAAAAUUAUCACAGAAGCUUGAAGUACUAUCAUGAUGAAAUGUUUAUAAUAUAGUCACUAUGAGGUGCAUUAACUCUCCUCAAUGAAACCAUAUAGUGUUGGAGUGUUAAUUCAGUUUUGGGAAAUAAUGAGUGAUUUGACCAAAAAAAGGGGUCACAUUACAAAAUAAGUGCUUUUAGGAUUUUAAAAGACAAAAAAAUGAUACUGAACUAGGGGAAUGUGUGAGACCAAAUAUAGACAUACAGGGGUAAACUUUUCACUUGAAAGAAAAGUUAAUGCAGCAUUAUUAUGUUCAUCAGUGUGUGACCCUGCCACGUGUCUUUCAUUUGUCGCAUUUAUUCACUGCUGCAGCUUUCUGACAAAAAGUCCUUUAUCCGAACCCACAGCCUGCUGAAAAUGACUAGCCUUAAUUAUCAUUAAAGUGUCUGUUCGGUGUUGUGAUUGAAGUCUCUUCUCUACUCAGAUGUCGGUAAUCGGAUCACAGAGCUGAGCAAAGCAGUCUCCAGGAUGCACAAUGAAAUGAAAGUAAUCGAGCAGCUAAUCAUAGAUGAUGGACACACUGUAAAUGAUGCACUGAACAAGGAUGGCUCCUCCAUUCUGGGGAAAUACAUCAUUGGUGCCAAGAACAACUUCAGAGGUUUUAACAGCAAACAAGAUGAGAAAAACACUUCACUUAAAGUGACUGUGCACCACGGAGAGGAGGUGGUGGAAAAGGAAAAGGUUGACUCGGAUACAAAGCAGUCAGACGUUCAGCAGAAUCAGGUGAGCGAAAGUGGAGCAGAGGAGUCAAAUCCGGUGACAGACUGUGAUGUGGUGAAAAUGGAGGAAGGCAGAGCUGAAGAAGUGAAAGAGGAUGAGAGGGAAAAUCGGAAAAAAGAGCAGGUAGAAUCAGACAAAGAUGAAAAUGGUGGUAAUAAAGUAAUGGAAGAGGUGGUGGGAAGGACAAGCUUGAAUAAUGUAGAGGGAAAAGUAAAUGAGGGCACUGAAGAAGAGGCAGAAAAAACAAAAGAAGAAGAGAUAUCAUCAGGGGCAAAGGUGGGCGAGAAACACGCUGAGACAACCCCCAAACAACCUCCAAAGAUGAAAGUCAACAUUGAAAACAAAGAGACACAGAGAGUGGUGCACAAGUUCAAAGAUAUAGAGCUGCAAGAAAGGAAAGUAGAAGCAAAAAGGUUGGGGAGAAAGUUUGACUAUAAUGUACCCGAGAUGUCUGGGGUUCGAGAGAGCAAAGACAAAGCUGGAGUGAAGAAAACGAUCCCCUCACCCACAGGCAGCAGCAGCUCUCAGGACACAGGCUUUGGCUCUCAGGAGGGGGAGGGAUCCAUUGAUGGGAUACUGGUUAGACCCUAA
Molecule: messenger RNA, 6974 nt
Organism: Xyrichtys novacula (pearly razorfish)
Lineage: Eukaryota; Metazoa; Chordata; Actinopteri; Labriformes; Labridae
Source: the annotation of a GenBank genome assembly